CAGGUGUUUCUUUUGGUUGAGAUCAACAGUGUGCUUUGCAACCCUGCAGUCCGGGGGAUCCGAGAAGUCUACAGCACGUACCAGAAGGCAAUUUAUGGAGACAAUGUGUACCAGACCGUGAAUGGCUUUUGGCGCGGCAACGAAGGAGCCGAUAUGAACGAGCAGGGCUUCUUGGAUCUUUCCAAAGAUAUGCAGUUCAAGGUGUGCAACGUAUCCCUGUCGCAGCCCUAUUACACAUUGGUGAUUCUGCUGGUCUGGACUUUCACUUGCCUGGCAGAGAUUCGAGUCUCCUUGAUGAUGGCACGGAAUUUGCUGUGGCACACGCCGGUUGUGGAGCACGUCACUGAAUGCAUGGAGCGGACCGAGGAUAAUUGCAAAAUUGUUGGGCUUACCAUGCCGAUGAAGUUCUGCUUGCUCUUUUUUUGUUUCUUGCCUCGCUGCUUACUGGUUGUGAUUUUGCAGCUUGCCGGCAGGCCUAAGCAUAGGCCUUUUUGCACCGGGCGGCCCAUCAUCAGGCUAAUUGUCGGGCGCUCUCCGAGAAGUAAACUCAGGAAUUACUUGGGCUGUCGCUGGCUGCUCGCAUCGGAGUCUUUGGGUGACCUGUUCCUGAAUUCCUUGGCGCUGGAAUUCAUGGUGCUCCUCCCUGAGUUGCUGUAUAGGACCUUUGCGGCAGAGCGGAGCAUUUUGCGGACCGAAGCAACAUUGGUGCACUCAGGGCAAAUGGACAAAGUUUCCUUGAUCGAUGUGCUGGCGGCUUUUGCUUGGAUCAUCAUUGCAGUGUUAUGGGUUUGUACAUACCUCUUCCACUUGCAAGCAGUCCUGCCAGGCUAUGAGUGGGAUGUGCAUCACAUGUGUGCGAAAUACCGUGACAUCUUACAGGGCUGAAUGAUGCAUUUGCGGAGCUUAUGAGAGACAAAGUUUCUUCAUACAAAGGUGCGCAGUUUGCCUUGUGCAAAGACGGGCAGAUUGUUUGAACUUAAGUGGCAGAACGACCAAGCGAGGUGCUUGAAAGCUUCAAUCCUAUGCCUGUAAUGGAC
Durusdinium trenchii is the source of this 1037-nucleotide messenger RNA. The record is from the annotation of a GenBank genome assembly. Lineage: Eukaryota; Dinophyceae; Suessiales; Symbiodiniaceae.